Messenger RNA from Condylostylus longicornis, 3325 nucleotides. RefSeq lists its product as uncharacterized. Lineage: Eukaryota; Metazoa; Arthropoda; Insecta; Diptera; Dolichopodidae. Bases 1931 to 2188 code for a protein of 85 amino acids. The transcript is spliced from 3 exons. The record is from RefSeq and is a predicted model, not a curated record.
GAUAGGAAAUUCUAUUAGAAAUUAAAAGGCAAAAAAAAAAUUAAGUAAUGAUAAUAAAGCGUGUGAAAUACAACAUAUAUACUCGUUAUAAUAUAUAACGGUAAAAAAAAAUGAAAAUACUGUAUAACAAGGACUAAAUUUUAUUUGAAAAUCGGAGGAAAAUUGUGAAAUUUUCAAAAACGGAGUUUUUUUCUUUAACAUAGAAAAUAAAGGAAAAGACCAACGAAAAUCGAUUUAAAAAAAUAUCUACAAUAUUUUUUUAUCGUUUUUUUUUUGUUUUUUUUUUUUCGAUGAUAUUUGUUUUUUAAAUUCUACGUAGUUCCGUUUUUUUUUUUUUAUUAAAUUCAAAUUAAUUAUAAUGUUACCAAGAUGUUCGUGUGUUUUUUUAAUUUUUUCCAUUAAAAAUUAUUAAAAAAAUUUUGAAAUUUUGAAUUAUAAUUUACUUAUAUACAAAUAUAUGUUUGUAUAAAAAGCCAUAAAUAAAUAUUAAAAAAUAGUGAUGAGUUUUCAAUUAAAUACACUCAACUCUAUUACGUUCUUGGUGUGGAAAACGGAAAACUGAACCAAAGGGUUAACAAAUUUGUACUUUUUUGCUCUUUGUCUUUGUGAAUGAAAUGACUGAAUUUUUUCUUUUUUUUUCAAAGCAAAUCAAAUUCGAUUUUUAACAAAAAAGGAUUAUAAAUUUAAAUUUGUUGUUUUUAUAAUAAGAUUAAUUAAAAUUUUUCAUAUUAAUUAAGUAUAAUAAAUAAAAAAAAAAAUAAAAAAAAAAAUUUUAAUUAAAAAUUUAAUAUCUUUGUGGUUUUUAUAUGUGUGUCUGCGUCUGUUUUUUAUAAGAAAAUCUAAAAAUUUUGUGUAAAAAUUUGAAAAUAUUUUUGAAAAUAAGAAAAUUAAAUUUUCAUAAAUUUUAUAAAAAAUAAAAAUUAAUAAUAAUAGUAUGCAGUUAAUAAUAAAAUAAAUUGUAUAUAAUUGUGUUUAUAUAAAAAAUAAUGUUAUUGUAUAUAUAUCAAAAGAACAAACAGGAUAACAAAACAAAAUAAAUACAAAAUGGAGGAAAUGUAGAAAAAAAGGAAAAAUAAAUAUUCAAAAUGACAACCUGAAAAUAUUUUUCUCUUUCUUUUUAACUGUAUAUAAUUUAUGAUAAUGUAAAACAAUUCAAAAUAAAAAUAAUAACAAAAUGGGAAAAAAUACAAAGUUUAAAUAAUAAAAAAAAAAGAAAUGAAAAUAAUGAGAAAAACUUAAAGUAUGUAUAAAAAGCACCAACCAUAAUAAUUAUUGUUAUACAAAAUAUAACAAUUAUGACGUUAUAUGGGAAAAACAAAAAUUUAAUUAUGACUAGAAGGUUAUUUUUGGGUAACUUUAGAACAAUAUGACGAACAAAAAAGUAAAACCAAAAAAAAAGUUUGCUUGAAAUCAACAAACAACAAAAAAAGAGUAAAAUAAAACAAAACCUUAAUGAAUAUAAAUAAUUUAUAAACAGGACAUUCAUGUCCUUGAAAAAAAAAAAAAAAUAUUUUAAGCAUAUUAUGCAUACAUUCCUAAAAACAAAAAAAAGACCGAAAAAUUACAAAAUAAACUUUAAUCCCUUCUAAAAAAACAAAAACAAGAAUAAAAUAAAAAAUUCUGAAACAAAAAAAAAACAAAAAUAUUUGACUAAUGUAAUUUAUAAAAAAAAGUAAGAAAAACAAAAAUUUUGAAAUGUUAACUAAAAUUGUAAACAGUGGUUCUCAUAAUAAUUUAGUUAGUUAUAGUAGUAGUUGUAGUAGUGGUACCCUACUUCUCCCCAAUACUAUUAAUAAAAGCAACAAUUAUUACUACCCAAUUGAAACAAUUUUUAAUAUUCAUAUUAUAUACAAUGUUAUAAUUAAUAUAAAAUAUUUAGUUAUGAAAUAUGAACGUGUAUUUAUAAUUUUAAAUAUAUUUCGUUGUCAAAAUGACUACGAAAUAUCAUGUAACUUAUAAUGCAUUAGAUAAUGAUAAUAAUAGUAUGUCUGACGAAACAUUAGCAUCAUUACCAUCAAGUACAACAAGCCGGCGUCGGAAUGUUAAUUUUCCACCGGAUACUGUUGAUGGUUUUCCACCAAUGGUACAAGCACGCCGUAGCUCAAAAUUUAGUGUAUUUCAAAGGCCACGUUCAAUGUCAGUAUGGAGUGACAUUAGUCGUAGUAGUAUGAGAUUAGAUGAAAGGUAAGUAACAAAUGACAAAAUGUGAAAUUUUACAAAUAAACUGGUCAACAUAGGAACAGGUAAUUUAUUAAAAAUUUUUAAAUAAAAUAAAUGCUAGGGUUUUGAAUUUUUUUACCCGUCUGUAUGGGGUAGAUUCAAUUUUUUACGACUUAUGUAUUAUUUGCAUAAAGCAUUUAAGUUUAUUCUUGCUCAGACUCAAAUUCUAAGUUAAUCUAGCAGUAUACGUCCGUCCUUCUAUUUUUUUCACGUUCAUUUGAGAACGCAAGGAGCUAAAGGCCUGAAAUUACAAUUGUAUAAUUUUAUUGAACACAGGUUGAUACUGAAAAAGAUUUUCACCUACUGGAUCCCAGAAGAGAUUAAAAAUAUUAACUGAAUAUGGCCAUGCGGUGUAUCGUUGAAAUUAACAUCGAAAUUUCUAUAACAUUUACUCGAGAAUUUUUUUUAAGAUCGGUCCUCCUGGAUCACAGGCCCGGAAAUUGAUUUUUAGAAAAAUUAAAUAAUAAUUUCAAAUCUGUUUUUUCAUAAUAGGCCAAUACGUCUACCGAAAGUAAAACUUUGUAAACCGAAUAUAACUUUGAAAGCUUUGAAUUACGAUUAACUUAACUUGAAAUAUUAAAAUUCGAAUUAAAUCUUUUAACCCGCGAUAUAAUCAUAUACUUUUGCGUUAAUUUCAAUAUUGAUGAAAUUAACGCAAACCAAAUGGUUUCAUUCUUAAAAGGUUUUCAAUAUUGUAUUGCUCUUUUAAUUUCCGAAAAUCUCUUCUCUGGGUUCCUAGAAAAAAAAUGAAAAACUGUAUAUGUGAUUUCUACUUAUAGAUUUUGAAAGUGACUUUUAAUUUCAUUUUGUAUUUUUUAAAGUACUUUGAGUAAAAAUUUGUUGUAUAGAUUUUAUAAAAAAAUUGCUGAGAAUUCAUCACAGAAUAUUCUUCAUUCAGUGAACUCAAUUCAGUAAAGGGUUUAGAUCAUUAGUUCCUUAAAAUUUGCACAUCGAAUAGAUCGUCUAUUGCGCGUAACAUUUUAAACGAUUUCAUUUGUGUAAAGAAAUUUUGUGUAACUUUUCGCAGUAGCUUAGAAUAUGAAUAUAUAACCAUAUUAUUUCCAAGUAAAUUUAGUUAUUUUUAGUGACUAUACCUAAUUUGUUA